AUGCUCGGUUAUGUCUACUGGCCUAAUCGCAACGAAGGCGGUAUACCCUCGGUGCCGUCCUCUGUCAAGACAGCCAUGAUGUGUUCCACACUAGCGGGUACAAUGGUCGGCCAGAUAGGAUUCGGCUUCGCGGCAGACAUAUUGGGCCGACGAAAAAUGUAUGGUCUUGAGCUGGUAAUCGUCAUCGUUGGCACAAUGCUGCUGCUCAUGAGUUCGAACGGGGAGAAGAACAGCAUGGCAAUUGGAGGAUGGCUGAUCACCUGGCGAGCGAUCAUGGGUAAGAAGCGAAUUGAUGUCAUUACUGCCGAGUUCGCACCUCGCAAACAUCGUGCGCGAAUGUUGAGCUGGGUUUUCUUCGCCCAACCUGUUGGACAGCUGCUCGCCAAUGUUCUAUCACUUGCUGCAGUGGAGUCGUACAAGCCAUGGAUCAAGGAGGCCACGCAGUCUUGUCAGCCUGCCGACUUGGAGUGCUUCCGAGCUAUCGAUCGACUUUGGAGGCUCGUAGUUGGGAUCGGCAUUGUGCCGGCUCUCAUCGCUCUGCUCUUUCGAUUCACGAUACCAGAGAGUCCGAGGUAUACGCUGGACAUCUUGCAAAACACAAAAAGCACCCUCGAAGAUACGGCGAACUACUUUGGUGCGCCCGGAACAGACCCCGAACAUGGCGAGAGGGAACUGCUAGAUCUGGCUGCAACACAGGAAGUUCCGAGGCCUGUAUCGAGGCAAUCGACCAACGCUUCGGUGAUUGCACCCGACGAGGAGAUUGAGAGCGACAGUGACUCCGGACACCGACUCAGUGACGUACAUCUUCGUCCCGCCGCAGUGCCUCGCGGCCGGCUUCCUCCAGGCGACCCGGAUUUUGUUCCUCCACUUGCCUCGUGGGCCGACGCAAAACAAUUCUUUGUAGUGGAAAAAAACUGGCAGUACCUUCUAGGAACGUCGUUGGCCUGGCUGUUUCUCGAUUUCGCGUUCUAUGGGUUGGGCCUCUCUUCACCAGAAAUUGUCAGCCACAUCUGGCAGGGAAACAACAACAGCAGAUCUUCCGUCUACCAGACGUUGAGUGAUAAUAGCAAACACACCCUGGUGAUGGUUUCCAUAGGGACAGUUGUCGGCGGCCUGCUAAUGAUCAAGAUUGUCAAGCAUGUGUCGCCAAAAGUGAUUCAGUUCUGGGGGUUCUUGGUUCUAUUCGUUCUCUUCAUCGUAACCGGAAGUGCUUGGACCAACCUACUCGACAGCAGUCGCUCGGGACUCAUUGUGCUUUACGUGCUCAGCCACAUCGCCUUCAACCUGGGACCGAAUGUGACGACUUUUAUUAUCCCUGCCGAGAUAUUCCCUACGAGGUACCGGUGCACCUGCCACGGCAUAGCUGCGGCUAGUGGCAAACUCGGGUCUUGGGUGGUGCAAGUCUUUCUGGCAUAUGCAUUCCAAUCCGACAAAUCCGAACCCACAAGCGAUUUUGAAUGGGAACGCAAGAAUUUCGGACAUAUCCUGCAAGUAAUGAGCGCUUUCAUGCUAGCAGGUGCCGUAACAACAUAUUUCUUGGUCCCGGAAACAAGAGACCACGAUAACAAGAGUCGGACACUGGAGGUUUUGGCGUGUGGCAAGAAGGUUAUCGAUGAGCUGAACCGCCAGCGGAAGAAGGAAGAUGAAGACGACUGA
Molecule: messenger RNA, 1656 nt
Organism: Alternaria arbusti
Lineage: Eukaryota; Fungi; Ascomycota; Dothideomycetes; Pleosporales; Pleosporaceae
Exons: 5
Coding region: 1-1656 (551 amino acids)
Biological process (GO): transmembrane transport
Cellular component (GO): membrane
Molecular function (GO): transmembrane transporter activity
Source: RefSeq, a predicted model, not a curated record